Molecule: messenger RNA, 4066 nt
Organism: Eleginops maclovinus (Patagonian blennie)
Lineage: Eukaryota; Metazoa; Chordata; Actinopteri; Perciformes; Eleginopidae
Gene: p2ry10
Product: P2Y receptor family member 10
Exons: 3
Coding region: 1401-2648 (415 amino acids)
Biological process (GO): positive regulation of Rho protein signal transduction; phospholipase C-activating G protein-coupled receptor signaling pathway
Cellular component (GO): plasma membrane
Molecular function (GO): G protein-coupled receptor activity
Source: RefSeq, a predicted model, not a curated record
AGUUUGUGGUUGGAUAUAAUAUGUCAUGUUGCUGUGUUUUAUCCGAACAUUUGUUGUUUUAAAGACAUGCUUCACAUUCUGCUUAUGAUAGGAGAGUUGGUAUUGAAUGCUCUUAUUUUAAGUUAGUUUAAUGCAUUCUCAGAGUCAAUUUAAGGGUAAAAUGUUGAAUAAAGACACUUGUAUUUUGUCUCUGUUGUUGUAUUUCAGGCUGACUUUAUACCACUUAAGCACUAUUUUAAGAUUUUAAGUGUCAUCUAUGAUUUUUAGACUGAAACAUGACACAAAGUUUGAGAAAAUUAUCAAAUGUUUUAAACUGGACAACAUUUCUUACACAAUAAUGCAGAGAAAAUACAAGUCAACAAUUUAUCCCCUUAAAAUCCUGCAAGCUACUUCCUUAAAUUCAGGUCCGAGCAUUUGCUGUUGUGUAACUCAUAACUGUACAGGUACUGUGAGAGCAUCUAUUGGCUGACUCCUGGAGACUGACAGCACCAACACCCAAUGUGAAUGAAGAAGUGAUAACUUAUGAAAGUAACACUAAAGCAGAAAAAAAAAGGCGCCGUUUCUCUCUUCGACCUCUGGGGCCUGCAGAGGAAGGGUGUGGUGCCAUCUUGAUGGCAGAAGGAAGGAUGAUGGUGCAGUGAUAGGCAGUAAAUGCUAAGUCCUGCUUCCACACAUUUCCUGCUGCAAUCUUAGGCCAGACAGAGACAUGUCUUAAUUUCACUUUGUAUUAAUAUAAUAUAUACCUGGUUAAUCUGGUGGUUAUUGUGAUAUAUAAGGAUAUUGACCUAACAGUUCAUUUGAAGGCUCUCCCUGACAAACUGAAGAUGAAACUGAAGAAAAGGGAAAGAGCUAUAACUGACCUUAGGGUUGGGUCGAGUUAAAUGAUUGGACGCAAUUAAUAUGGUCCUGUGACAAGCCAACAAUACCAGACUUUUUUUUUUGUUUACUAAUUAUUUACAGAUAAAUAUGGAGGUCAACAGAAAGUGCAGACAGCUGCCAAGUCUGUUUCCUUUAGUGAAAAAUAGCUGCACGUGAUUCUGAUCCACUACACACUUUUAUUGAUUCUACCUUGGUACAUGCUACAGCUUUCCACUAAGUUUCAGAGAAAUUGGGCCAGUUAGAAAAUUCAGCUUAAAAGCAAACAAACCAAGCAAAAAUAAAAAAUAACCUUCAAGUCAAACGCAAUUAUGACAAUUUGUCAAAUUAUGAGGUCUUUAUAAAGGGUUACUAAUCAAGAAAUGGUUAUGAACUGGGAUUUAUUUCCAAAUGUCCCCUUAGAAAAUAACGUUUAUAGUUUUAACUCCACUACCUGUCAACUCUACUAUUUUUCUAUUAGGUCUUCAUUGUAUGACAUCAUGAAGGAAGAAAAGUGAUUGACACCAGUGUGUGUGAGAGACAAUAUGACUCUGAAUACGUCUGGAGCGUUGGUGGAGUCCCUGAGCGACUCUAUACGAUGUGGACACAACAUGACCAACUGGGAAAAACGCAUGGACAACAUGUACACCUACUUCUACCUGCUGCUCUUCAUCCCCGGCCUGUUGCUCAACACCACCGCACUCUGGGUCCUCUGCAGACACAUAAGUAAGAAGACAAAGGCGGUAAUCUUCAUGAUUAACCUGUCGUUGGCCGACCUGGCCCACAUCCUAUCUCUGCCCCUCAGGAUUUAUUAUUACUUCAACCACACCUGGCCUUUUGGACAAGGCCUCUGCUUAUUCUGCUUCUACCUCAAGUACCUCAACAUGUAUGCCGCUAUAGUGUUCCUGGUGUGUAUUAGCAUGCAGAGGUGUGUCUUCCUUCUCAACCCGUUCCGCGCCCGCAGUUGGAGGCGGCGCUAUGACCUGUUGAUCAGCCUCAUAGUCUGGGUGGUGGUCGGCCUGGCCUGCUCGCCUUUCAUCCUGAUGCGGCGAGGCAGCAGCAGCUCCUCCAGCCCCACCAACAGUACACAGACAGUCUACAACAUGUCCUACGCUCGGUAUACCCAGCAUCCCUCAAUCAAUAUCAGCACAGUCUCCAACCCUAGCAAAUUUGGCUGUUUUAAAGACUUGCCCAUGCUUCGCCUGAAGCCAUACCUAGCUAUCGCCAUGUUGGGUCUCGCUGAGCUUUUUGGUUUCAUUAUCCCUCUGACCUGCAUCCUUUUCAGCUCCAUCCGAAUAGCCCGGUCUCUCUACCAACAACAAACCCAGGAUCAGCCAAACCUGACGGCGCACAACUCCACAGCACGCAGUCGACUCCAGUCCUUCAUCUCAAACUGUCCGGCGGAUACCUCUAAUGAAAAGCUGACACAAGCGGAGAAGCGGCGUGCUCUCCGCAUGGUGCUGAGCUGCUCUGCGCUCUUUUUGUUGUGCUUUGCCCCCUACCAUCUCAACUUCCUGCUGUACCUGCUGGUGUCGCAGGACAUCGUGACCCACUGUGCCACGAUGCUGGCGGUGAGGCAGUUCCACCCGGUGUCUCUGUGCAUGGCCAGCCUGAGCUGCUGCCUCAACCCUCUGCUUUAUUACUUUCUAACAGCCGAGUUCAGACUGCACCUCACCAGGCGCACCUCCUCCUUCACUGCCUCACUGCUCUCCUCCCCGAUCAGCUCCCCCACCCAGCGUGCCGUCCCGGAGAGACUAAUGAGCAUGGAGAGUAGUUGCUCAGAGAGGGAGUAGUAUUAUUCAAGGGUAGUCUGGUUUUUGGUCACUCUUUCCAUUAAUAAAAUGUAUUUUUAAACAAACUAAGAGCGUUAUAAUAUGAACAUAGCACCUUAUAAUUGAAACAAGCACCACGUAUUCAUAGUCUUUUAUAAUAUUCAUCAUAAGACAUUAUAAAGGAUUCAAAAUACUUCAUAACUGCUGUUUUGUUGCAACGGUCAUCGUUUUGAUAAUUAUCAUAGCUCUAAUUAUGUUGCAUUAUGAUGCUAUUUAUAGUAAGUCUAAGUGAACAUGGGUUGCUUUAAGGUACAUUUGGAAAAUUCUUGAGGUAUACAUAGAAAUAUAACAAUACAAGCUGUUAUAAGUCACCACAAGUGCUCAAUGCAAAUUUAAAAUAUAACUAAGUCCCUGCCAACACUGGAAAAAAGUUGUAAAACUAAUUUAUAUCUUAAACAAGGCAUGAAAGAACUUAAACAAUGGGCUCAAAAUAUCAGAUAAUACCUGAAACCAUGUAUUAUUUAACCACGGCUGUAUAUAAUGUGUAAGUGAGUCAAUCAAGUGUUUAAUAUGAGUAUAUAGUAGGAUUACAUUAGUCAAAUGUAAAUGUCCACCAUUUUUACAUGUUUGAAAUAUGUCACCUCGCAACACUCAACUGAUGUGUUCUGUUUUGUGAGCUGUUCUUGCAUAAAUUAGUUCUUACCUCAGAUAUUCCUUAAUUACUUGACUUAAUGACCACAUGUAGUCAAAUUAUAAAUCAUUGUAACAGUGAUUAUAAUACAAUAUAAAAAAUAAUCAAAUGUAUUGCAACUAUGAUAAUUAUAAUACAACAUGAUCCUUGCUAGAAACAGAGACAAGCAAUUAUGAAGUACUAAGUAACUUGACCUUAUAAGUUUUCAAAAUUAUAAAAUGCUUUAAAAUGUGUUAUUGUUGUUGUUAUAAAGUAUCUAUGGGUGCUCAAAACAAUAAUUAUACAAUGCUAUAAGCAGAUUAUACCACUUUAUACGUUUGUUUAUAAUAUAUUAUGGUCAUGGGAGCUAGAGAAAGUGUUAAAAGUUAUUUCUCUGCAGGAAUGACACAACAGAGACAGAUCAUGUUGAACUUUUAAACAGACUGACAAGAUCCGAUUUGGGCGUUGAGAUGAUUUCCCUUAUGUCAGCUGUCUGAACACAAACUGACCCGAAAAGCCUUGACCUCGGUGUGAAGAACCUCCCAGAGGACAUGGCUUUGUGAACAAACAAACCAUGAAGAUGAAGGUGCUUCAUAAUGAGCCUUCACACAACAUCUGAUUGAGUAUAAUCAACGUCGGUAUAUAUUAGCUGCAGCGUGUUGCCUAUAUCCUCUGUAAAAAUGCAGCAACUUAAAAUAAGCUAUUCCCUCAAUUUCAAGCUGUAUUGCAUAUGUAUGAUUUGUAAAUAAAAAGUGUGUACCUUUUCUUA